Molecule: messenger RNA, 4378 nt
Organism: Canis lupus familiaris (dog)
Lineage: Eukaryota; Metazoa; Chordata; Mammalia; Carnivora; Canidae
Gene: FAM234B
Product: family with sequence similarity 234 member B
Exons: 13
Coding region: 92-1963 (623 amino acids)
Source: RefSeq, a predicted model, not a curated record
ACCCGCCAGGUCGCAGCCCCGCGCACCGCCCGCGGCGAACUACACUUCCCGGCAGGACGCGCGCGCGCGCACGCGCACCGGGGCCUCCGCCAUGGCGACUGUGCUGUCCAGGGCGCUCAAGCUCCCGGGGAAAAAGAGCCCAGACCUAGGGGAGUACGAUCCCCUUACACAGGCUGAUAGUGACGAGAGCGAGGAUGAUCUUGUGCUCAACUUGCAGCAGAAGAAUGGAGGGGUUAAAAAUGGAAAGAGCCCUCUGGGAGAAGUGCCAGAGCCUGACUCAGAUGCUGAGGCCGUGGGGGCUGCAAAGCCACAUCUUUCGGAGGUCACCACAGAGGGGUACCCCUCGGAGCCCCUUGGAGGCCUGGAGCAAAAGGCAACCUCUUCCAUCGUGUCUUACGUGCGCACAUCUGUCUUUCUGCUAACUUUGGUCAUCUCCAUGAUCCUGGUGCUCGUAUGUGCUUUCCUGAUCCCCUGUCCCCCUAGAGAUCUGCACAGCACUUGGAGCCACCACCUGAGCCCCCAGGGAGGUGGGGACCUGUCUCCAUUGGAAUUGGCUGAUGUGAAUGGAGAUGGCCUGCGUGAUGUACUUCUCUCCUUUGUAGCUUCAAGGAAUGGGAGUGCAAUCGGUGUCUCAAAGCCAGCUGCCAUUCUUGUGUGCCUUUCGGGGAUGAAUGGCAGCACACUCUGGUCGAGUCCCCUCCCCGAGGAGGCCCGAGAUAUUACAUGUUUGGAUCUGAUGCCAGGAAACGUGGCUGAAACCAUCUGCCUUGUGACAGGGACGCAUAAGAUGUUCAGUGCAUUCAAUGCGACAUCAGGGAAAGCCAUUUGGACUUUAAACCCAAACUAUUUAUCCAAUGGUACCCUGGCUGCCCCAGGGGUGGUGCUGCCGGACUUGGAUGAAGAUGGCGUUAGAGAUCUUGUCAUUCUGGCCAUUGGGGAAUUGCAGCCAGAUCUGUGCUUUCUGCUGGUGUCUGGCCGGACAGGGAGUCCAGUGGGCCGACCUGUGAAGUACAACAUCGUGGGAGUGGGGAAUCUGAUUGGACCUCAGGUUUAUGUCACCACAAAUGGGGCUGUCUACAUCCUGUUUGGCUUUGGAAAUAUCCAAGCUGUCGCCCUGCGGGACAUUUUUGUUCAGGCCCAAAACCGAGACAGCUUACCACCUUCUCUGCAGAUAGAAGAGCCAGAAUGGGAGAAGCGAAGAUCCAUCAACCUGUCUGAGCUCAUUGACAUUUACAGUGAUGGUGUUGAGCUACUCCAGAUGGUGAAGGCACCUGAUUCCAACUGCAGCAACCUCCUGAUUACAACCAGACAAGGGCUUGUCCUGCUUCGGGGGCAAAAUCUUACACGUUCCUGGACAUUAAGCCUGCAUAGCCUGCACAGCCAGCCUACUCCCGGAUAUUUCACUGAUGAUCAGACCUUAGACUUCUUCCUCCAGAUACAGGAUGGAGUUGGGAUGAAAAAGAUGAUGGUGGUGGACGGGGACUUGGGCUCCAUUACCUGGAGUUACAGCGUUCCUUGUCACAUGAAAGAGACGCCAACCACCUCAGCAGUUACUUCAGACCAGAAAUCUGUCUUCCUCUUCUGGGCUGAAGGGAUGUCCACUGUAUCUCCCAGUUCUGAUGUCAUCCCAGGAACUGGGCCACCUAGCCUUCACCACCUUUACCUCCUGCAUCCAGCAUUCCCUUCUAUUCUUCUGGACCUGGCCAAUGCCACAGGCACAGUGACAGCUUCAGAAGUUGGAAUUAACGACCUCUGGAAAGAUGCCUUUUAUGUUACCAGGACAACAGGGCCGAGCUCCGAAGGCCAUCCAGCACCUCUGGUGGUCAGCAAGCUUAGUCUACGGUGGGCGCUGAUGGAAGGCCAGGUGGUCGAACUCGAGGACACCACCCCCAAAAUUGGCCGUGGGGAGCUGCGAAGAUUCCUCUCUAGGAUAAAGUUUGUUGAUCCUCCCCACCAGAUAUAGUCCGAUGGAAUCUUCAGUUUCAGAAGAAAUGAACAGAGUGGUACUGUCUCUCUCCCAUGAGUGUAACGUCAGUUCUUUGGAGAGAAGGAAGACUUCAACCUCAUUUCACCACCUCUGCAUUAUUGUUGCAAAACACUUUGGAGGGCACAUUGGGAGUUCUUUGAUGACAGCACGAUCCAUUUGGCUGGGGUAUCUGACCUACCUUUUCAGUCCCUACAUAAACCCCUCUGGGCACUCCAUGGAUAGUUUGGAAAUGUGAAUAUUAUGUUUUAUUUUUUGUAUGUCUAAUUUAUAAGCUCUUACUAGGGAAUUCUGGUGAAGGUCUUCCCUGGAACAUUUUGUUUUGCGUUAUGCCACAUGUGUGUAUGUAUUGGUAUUGUGAUGACAUUUUCCAGAUGUUCUAAGCUCCAGGGGACCUGAACACCACCACCCCCACCCCAUCCCCCACCCAUUUCUUGUCCUCCUGAAAUACAUCUGGUUGGUUUGGUCGUCUUGAAACUUCCAGGUGCCCUGCCUCUGAUAUUCAGGGCCAUUUGUCCUUUCCCUUCUGUGUUCUCUCACCACCUGUACCUUAGCUUUUUCCCCAGCCAGGCAGCACGGAGACAGACAGUGGGAGCCUCCCUCCUCACGAACUUUCCAACUCUACACACUUGACCAUAACGACCACCACAUUCCUGUCAGAAAGGGAGCUAGAGAAGCACAGUUUAUGACCACCCUCUAACAAGGUCCCCGUUAUUAUGUGGUUUUGAUUGGUCUACCCAUCAUGACCUUUUCCCUGAAGUAACUUCGGAAAUGCUUGUGUGUGUGCUGUCCUUAUGUCUGUGAAGUUGGGGACGAUUCAGGCAGGUAGCCUUAUCCCUGCCUCAUUGCCACUCUGAUUUCCUAGCAAUCUUUAAUUGGCCAUCCUCUGUACUGCCUCCCAUUUGCUCUAUUUUAUUCAGAGAUAUUUUUGCUUUGCUUGCACGAGAGCAGAGUGGUUUCUGGAUUUUUAUUCUUGCUCCUUGAGUCCCGUAUGCAACCACUUUGCCUGCAACAUCUCCUUGUAGAACCUUUGAAGUGCUAUAUUUUGAGAAAAUUCCUACGUGUAAGUACUGUAACUUCUAUCAUUGGUUAAGUUCUUUAGAAUUACCUCCACUGCUUACUUCUGCCUUCUUCCAUAAAUAUUUUACUUCCAUUAAGUUCCUUCCUAAACUUCUGGGUCAUUGUUUAUAUACCAGAAAAUGCCAUGUUAGCCAGUAGAGAACUGCUUUUCUUCUUGAAUAAUUUUGAUCAUACCCGAGUACAACUCAGGUUUUGUCUUUACUUGGGCCAGUAUCUUUUAGCUUGUAUUAAUAGAGGGAGUCCAGAAAAAUUUAGGGAAUAUAGAAAUUUAGGGAUCCCAGAUUUGAAGGGGUAUGUAUUACUUGCCCAGUGGUAGGCAUUAUAACAUAACAGAACAGUGGUAGCAAACAGCAGAUUGGCCUGCCAGGUUUCUGGACAUCCCCUGGCCUCAAGCCCCUGAAAGCAAAUUUGGUUUCAACACUUUGAGAAGCUUGUGUGGGUCUAGCUUUUGUAAACUUGGGGCAACAAUUAGAGGAGACCCGAGAGGAUGGGGAUGAUUCUAGAUUCACUUCUAGAGUCUGAAUCUCUUGGGUAGAAGAGUCUGGGAUCUUGUUUGGCCCAGUAGAGGAUUCUAAGGACUAAUUUUUAGUCGACUGAAUAGCUAAAACUUGACUUGUGCUCCUGUGGCCUGGGCUGAGCCAUCUACACCUAAUCUUCCUUCUUCCCCAUGUUGAGGCUUUCUGGGAAAGCCACUUUAGGUAGAGGAAUAAAAUUCAAAGUCAUUGACUGAGGACCUGGUCUGAGCUGGGGGGGAUCCUUUUGGGUAGGAGAUUGUGUUUAUGCUGGAUGAGUCCCAGAAAUAAGAUGAAGCUAGAAGAAUGUCAGUCACUAAAUUCUUCAUGGUGUGUUAACAACCUAACUUCACAUAGUUUGUUUUGAAUCCCUUUUUGCUAGACAUGGGACAGGCUCUGGGCUUCUCUUCCCUCCUGCAGCCAGGGCAGAGGGUUGAAAUGGUGGCUGAGGACCAAGGAAGCUUCAUCCGAGCAGUGUGGGUGCUAGUCUGUCACGUGUCCCUACACUUCCUUCUCCUUGUAGGCACCCACUCCACCAGACAUCUAAGAUAGGAAGAGCGCCUUCCUUCCCCCCACUCCAGCAAGGCCAGUGUGACUGCUCUAUCCACCCUAGACAGCAUCUUCCCCUCCCCUAGAUGGUCUCUACUCCACUUUCCAGUGUGGUAUGCUGAUAUCAACCCCUUUUGAAUGUGAACUACUACUUUUAUUGCCCAGACUACAGAAGAGCUAGCUGGUAUAUUGUCAGGAAGCACUAUUUAAAAUGUGAAUUGUUGCAGAAUAAAUACUAUGUAUAGGAAACACA